GCGGACGCAUAUACAACGCAGUGUUUUUGGGAAACGAAUUUUUUCUUCUCGAUACAAUUCAUUCAUAAAGUAAUUUGGAUUUGAGGUUUCAUCAAUCCAUUAAAAGAUCAAACGUAAAAUUCUUCGAAUUAAUGGUAUUUUGAAGAUUUAGUUCAAAAACUAACCGUCGACUCGACCUUUUCGAACAAAAGAUAGCGAGAGUGAAACGCAUUUAGUUAGUGUUAACAGUUUUAUUGCUGUAUAAAAAACGAAGAAGAUGGGGAAAUUGUUGCAAACUGUUGCUGCGAUGGCAUGUCUGAAAUCAUUGCUGAUGAUUUUUAAUAUGGCAUUUUGGGCAUCGGGUUUGGCGAUUUUUUGUGCAGGCAUUUGGAUGCAAGUUGAACUACACAAAUAUUUGGAAUUGAAUGUUGAAUAUUCCAAUGUGACUCCAUACAUUCUGGUUGGCACGGGUGCAUUUAUUCUGCUUGUCAGCUCGUUGGCUUGUUGUUGCACCGUUAAAGGUCAUCCAUCGUUACUGUAUACGUACGGUGGCUUUUUGGCAUUUAUUUUAUUCGUUGAGCUAUGCAUUGCUGCUUCCAUGUACGCCUACAAAGACCGUUUGGCUGAUGGUUUCGAUAAGGGGCUCGAAGAUGCCAUGCGUACCAACAGCAUCGACGAUCCACAACGUACCAUUGACUUCAAUUGGAUGCAGCGUACAUUACAAUGCUGUGGAAAUCAUGGAUACGAUGACUGGAAUAAAUUGCCACGAGAGAUGCCCAUUCCAAAGUCUUGUUGCAAAAUACCCAACUGUAAUGCUCAAGAUGAAACUCAGAUUUACACUGAGGGAUGCUAUGAUAAAGUGAGCGAAUUGAUCGACAGCAAUAUGUCAUUGAUAUUGGCGGCUGCAAUUUUGGUGUCGCUAUUUCCAAUAAUCGGAAUUGUAUUAACGUGCAGUAUGGCUAAAAAUAUCACCAAAACCAAAUACGAGCAAAUGGCUUAAGAGUGAUCGCGCCGCAAGUAAUGCGUUUGUGCCCACUAGUGUUUUAUUUAGGUUUAUUCAGAAGAAUCUUGAUGUGCUUUUUUCUAAAAAAAAAAAAAAACUAUAAAUGUUGAGGCUUUUAUAAAUUUUAUUAUCAAAUUAAAUGGAUUUAUUUUAUGCGUGUUGUAAGUGUUGCAUCGCCUGACCUUAUACCAAAUUGAUAGGCUUUCCAAAUCAAAUCAAGUGUCUAUGAUAGAAAAACAAACAAGAAAUCUCAUUGAAUUUUAAAGAAAAACUCUAACUACAGCUAGAAACUCACUGUUUUAUCAUAAUUGCACCAUUUAUCAUUUUUCAAUAGAAAUUAAAUACUUAUGGAUGUGAUUUUAAAUGAAAUUGUAUUGCCAACUAUUUUUUGCAAUAUUGUAACUCCAAUGAAAAAACAUUUAGGAUAAACCAUGAAGCAGUUCAAAAGACAGAUAGUUCCAAAAUCCUGCACAAGGAAUGAAAAUUAGGUCCAAAAUAUUAUAAAAAUAUCAAAGCCAUAUCGUGUAUUUAUUAUUAUGAUAUUUAUUUUGAAAUAUUGAGAAAUAAAGCGUACCUUUAUCAUAAACCUAAAUUGACUGUGUUUUUUUUAAAUCAUUAGGUCAUCGGGUGACAGCUAAGACCAGAAAAAACUUAAAUGACUAUCGAAACGAAUAAUCAAACCAAGAGUUUAGUUCUUAAAAAGGUUUUAUUUCUUUACCGUCUGUUCACAUUUCAAAAGAGUCUGAAAUUUUCGAAAUGACUUCGA
Messenger RNA from Sitodiplosis mosellana (orange wheat blossom midge), 1748 nucleotides. Its product is annotated as tetraspanin-7-like. Bases 257 to 979 code for a protein of 240 amino acids. Gene Ontology annotation, cellular component: membrane. NCBI's taxonomy places the organism in Eukaryota, Metazoa, Arthropoda, Insecta, Diptera, Cecidomyiidae. The record is from RefSeq and is a predicted model, not a curated record. The transcript has 5 exons.